This is a messenger RNA of Suillus clintonianus, 2833 nucleotides long. Its product is annotated as RNA ligase-domain-containing protein. Gene Ontology annotation, biological process: tRNA splicing, via endonucleolytic cleavage and ligation. Bases 201 to 2606 code for a protein of 801 amino acids. Gene Ontology annotation, molecular function: GTP-dependent polyribonucleotide 5'-hydroxyl-kinase activity; RNA ligase (ATP) activity; ATP binding. The transcript is spliced from 5 exons. Gene Ontology annotation, cellular component: nuclear inner membrane. NCBI's taxonomy places the organism in Eukaryota, Fungi, Basidiomycota, Agaricomycetes, Boletales, Suillaceae. The record is from RefSeq and is a predicted model, not a curated record.
GGGAAAUAUUACUACUUCAAGUUCAACUGACUCAAAAUCUGACUCAACUUGACUCAAACCCAGGGCACCGUCUUCACGUAGUGACUCCUAUCAAAAUUUCAAAUCAUUCGGUACAGCAUCUCCUUUCCUACAUAUGCCGGACACGACCCCCUAGUUCCUGUCCACUAUUACCCUCUGCAUAUUGCAGACAUAUAUCUAAUAUGUCAACUCACCUGCGCUCGGAGGAUUCUCAGCUCAUCAGUGAUCUGCACCGGCUCUCAAAAAAGUCGCCCAAGCUUGUACGCUCAACGGUGUACAAUGCGCCGUCAGAUCCCUCCAUCUCUAUUCGAAGCUGGAAGAUGAACGAGUUCAAGUACUAUGACGUUCCGUCGCCCUUUCCAACGCUAGCCAGAGGGUUGUUCAGCCGUGAACUUCCCUGUGGAGACGACCCUGAAGGGGAGCCAAAGUACCAAAUCGUAGCUCGAGGAUAUGAUAAGUUUUUCAACAUCGGAGAGGUCCCGUGGACCGAUUGGUCAACACUUUCCUUACAUACGGGACCCACGUAUACGCUGUCGCUGAAAUCUAAUGGAUGCAUCAUAUUCAUCGCCCCCAUUUCUCCUUCGAAGCUGAUCGUCACGUCCAAACACGCACUGGGACCGAUGCAAGGGGUCCCAGAAACUCAUUCCGAGGUUGGCCAUCGGUGGCUCAAGAAGCACUUAGUGGAAAAGGGUAAAACUGAGGAACAACUGGCGUCGAAAUUGUGGGAGAAGAACUGGACAACAAUCGCCGAGCUUUGCGAUGACAGCUUUGAGGAGCAUGUGCUUCCUUAUCCCGCCGAGAAGUCGGGUCUCCACCUCCACGGAAUAAACGAGACUUUGAGGGAAUUUCAUACCAUGCCUACGGAAACGGUUAACGCAUUCGCAGAAGAAUGGGGAUUUAUCAAGACGCCUACCAUCACCCUGAACUCAAUUGCCGAAGUGAAAUCCUUCACUGACGAUAUCGCAAAAACUGGGGAAUGGAAUGGUGAAGCGCUCGAAGGAUUCGUGGUCCGUACGCACAUCGUCGAUUCAAAAAAGGGGUCUACCACUCGCAAUAGCCGUCCUCCGUACCCAACCGGAUCUUCCUUCUUUUUCAAAGUCAAGUUCGACGAACCGUACAUGAUGUAUCGCGACUGGCGGGAAGUUACCAAAAUUUUGUUAUCGACAAAAGGAUCACUGAACGACGCCAAACUUCCAAAGUCGAAGAUGAAGCGGAAGGAGACUCAUCUUUAUGUCGAUUGGGUGAAGAAGGAAAUAAGGCAUAAUCCUAGCGCGUUUUUGGAGUAUUCUCAAGGCAAAGGCAUCAUUGCUACUCGCGAGAGAUUCUUGAAAUGGAUGGAGACCGACGAUGGGAAGAAUGGAUUAGUCGUGGAGGAUGAGGCGCCGCUUACCACCAAGGAGUUCGGGAAAACCAUAAUUGUGCCUGUCGCUAUUCCCGGGUGUGGCAAGACCGCCGUUUCCGUUGCGCUUACUUCUCUAUUCAAUAUCGGACACACCCAGAGUGACGAUAUACAAGCGAAAAAAUCCGCUCCCGUGUUCAUCAGGAAUGUUAUCAACCUCUUGAAGGACCACGAUAUUGUCAUAGCGGACAAGAACAACCACCUUAGGCAACAUCGUGACUCACUACGCGAAGCCGUUGCCAAAAUGAACCCUCCAGUUCGUCUCCUCGCGUUGAAUUGGUCGCUCGAUCGACCUCAAGCGACAAUCCAUCGCAUAUGCGGUGAUAGAGUUUUUGCGCGCGGUGAUAAGCACCAGACUCUUCGUGCUGAUACCCUGGCCAAGGCGCAUGAAUACGUCAUAUGGCAAUUCAUCCGUAAUUCAGAGGAGCUUGCCGACGAAGAGGUAGACGUGAGCAUAGAAAUGGACCUCGAGGAUACCCUUGAGCAAGCCGUAGACCGUGCUGUCACUGCGUGUGUCAGCAUCCUUGGUCUUCGACAGCCAAGUGCAGAAGAGAUUGACGAGGCCGUGCACAAGGCCCGUAACUACGUGCCUCAGACACAAAAGCCUCAAGAAAAGAAGAAAAAGAAAGAUGAACCAUCCACGCCACGCUAUUUCGGCCUCCUUCCCGAAGUCAAUCUCAUUGAUGUGAUCGGGAAACAAAUGGAAGGGGCAUCAGACGUACCAGAAAACGGAAAAGCGUUUUGGAAUGCUCUCGUUGCCGAUCAUCGUGUCACUUUGCGCCCCCAUAUCACGGUAGUGCACAACAAAUCUCUCCCCGAUGCUAUUGAACUUUGGGAGCGAUGCUCUCAGCUCCACAGAAUGGCACUUCCUCCCUGGUUCACCUUCACUCUUGGACAUUUGGUCUGGAACAAACGAAUUAUGGCCAUCACUGUGGAUGACUUCGAGCUCGACAUUCCGCCAGACAACCUCUCUUCCUUAGGUCAGGAAGGAGGUGAAUUCGUGUCGAAACUGUCGGAGGAAGUCCGGAAUGGUUUGCACAUAACGGUUGGAACAAGCGAUUCUGAGAUACCCCCUUUUGAAGCGAAGGCUCUUGUGGAGGCAUGGCGCUUUGGGAAGAGAUCGGGGAUUGGCUCACUUGAACUUGAAGGGCUAACAGCGCGGGGCAGAAUCAAAGGACUCUUCAGCUGAAGUUAAUGUGGUCUUGUUAACGUUCUUUAAAUGAUGGCCUCAUAACCAUACAACAUUAAUGUACAUCACCUCUCAUCAUCCCCUCUCAUCAACCUCACUCAUCAACUCGCCAGAAAUUUGUAUCAAUAUUAAUAGCAAGUCAAUACCUAGUACAAGACCCAGGGUUCCCAAAUCAACAACAACCUAUCACGAUUUCACGGAACUCUCCGCAUUCGCACCUUGGCGUC